AUGGCAGUAAAGGAAACACAAACUUCUCGUCUUCUAAGUUUGCUUAUUAUGCUUCUAUGUCUAUCCUUUCAUGUUAGAGUCACGGAGGCUAGAUUCCGUCACAUAGUUCGCAUUUCCACUUCUCCUUCUAGAUCCACUCCGCCCUCUAAACCGUGUGGAAGUGGUAUUUAUCAUGUUGACGGAGCAACAGAAGCGUCUUGUAGACGCCCUGCAAGACCAUCUGCAGCAGACCCUUAA
Messenger RNA from Camelina sativa (false flax), 237 nucleotides. RefSeq lists its product as uncharacterized. The record is from RefSeq and is a predicted model, not a curated record. NCBI's taxonomy places the organism in Eukaryota, Viridiplantae, Streptophyta, Magnoliopsida, Brassicales, Brassicaceae.